Arachis duranensis is the source of this 2604-nucleotide messenger RNA. RefSeq lists its product as uncharacterized. Bases 1 to 2604 code for a protein of 867 amino acids. Gene Ontology annotation, biological process: DNA repair; telomere maintenance. The record is from RefSeq and is a predicted model, not a curated record. Gene Ontology annotation, molecular function: DNA helicase activity. The transcript is spliced from 7 exons. NCBI's taxonomy places the organism in Eukaryota, Viridiplantae, Streptophyta, Magnoliopsida, Fabales, Fabaceae.
AUGUACAGUGCUCCCUCUUGCGAUGAAGUUGCUGCUUUGAUUGUUGGAGAUUUUGAUUCGUCAGACCAUGGUCGUGACAUUAUUGUUCGAUUUACUGGUGGUCGAUUGCAAUGUAUAUAUGAAACUCAUGCUCUGUAUUGGCCCUUACAGUAUCCUCUGUUGUUUCCAUAUGGCGAGGAUGGUUAUCAGCUGAACAUUGAUUUAUUCUUCACUAUUACAUGUAAUCCAAAUUGGCUUGAAUUUCAGCAGUUCACGAAGCGAGAGCGAAUUCCUAUCGCUGAUCAUCCUGAUAUCUCUUGUCGUGUCUUUCAUGCCAAGUUAAAGUGCCUCCUUAGCGAUCUCAACGAAGGUGUGUUUUUUGGUCCACUUAAUGCAGGUAUGUAUACUAUUGAGUUCCAAAAAAGAGGUCUACUGCAUGCACACAUGUUACUCUGGCUUAAUGGGGAAAGCAAUUUACAAAGUGUUGAAAUUGUUGAUGAAUUCAUCUGUGCCGAGCUACCCAAUCCACAGAAAUUUCCAUCUCUUUAUAAUGUUGUCACCAAGUACAUGAUCCAUGGUCCCUGUGGUCGACUUAGACCGAGUUCUCCUUGCAUGAAAGAUGGUAAGUGCUCAAAAUUUUAUCCGAAAAGAUUCGUUGACCAAAUAAGUUUUGAUGAAGAUGGGUAUCCAAUAUAUAAACGUCGUAAUAUGGGUGUCACAGUGAAGAUCAACGAUGUCGAUAUUGACAACAGAUUUGUUGUGCCACAUAAUCCACUGUUGUUAAUGAGAUAUCAAGCUCACAUAAAUCUCGAGUUCUGUAACAAGUCAAACUUCAUUAAGUAUCUUUUUAAGUAUGUUAAUAAGGGUCCGGAUCGGGUGACUGCAACUGUUGGAGAAAGAUAUGAUGUUAGUGAAUCUUCUGAGGUGGUUAAUGAGAUCAAACAGUAUUAUGAUUGUCGUUAUUUGUCACCGUCUGAAUCCAUGUGGAGAAUUUUUGCUUACGAUAUUCAUCAAAAAUGGCCGUCGCACUACUCAUGUUUAUUUGCGCAACAAAUAUUUGCUGACGAUGUUUAUGGGUUGGAUGAUGGCCAACAGGCGGUUCCCGGAGGGGCGAGAGAUUGUACCAGUUUUCAAAGUAUAAGAACUGUGAAUGGUGUUACUUAUGAUACAUUUCAAGAGGCAUGUUCUGCCAUGGGAUUCUUGAUAGAUGAUAAGGAGUAUGUUUCUACUAUUAAGGAAGUUGCCGAGUUAGCGUCAGCUGCACAGCUAAGGAGGCUUUUUGUGAUGUUGCUGCUAUCUGGUUCCAUGGGAAGACCUCUAUCAGUUUGGGAGCAAACUUGGACUUAUUUGUCUGAUGAUAUUCUUUAUCGCAGAAGACAUGACCUGCAAUAUCCUGAUCUAACUAUGAGUCAGGAUGAGUUACAAAUGUUUUGUUUGUUGGAGAUUGAGAAACUAUUACAGAGUAAUGGAAAAUCAUUGAGAAAUUAUGCUGGCAUGCCGUAUGAUACUGUUUCUUUGUCUCGUGAGCACGAUGCAAAUAUCUUAAAGUUAAAUGAAGAACAAAGGGUGGUCUACGAUAAAAUUAUUGACUGUGUUUCGAAUAAGAGGCAUGGAUUCUUUUUUGUGUACGGAUUUGGUGGCACUAGAAAAACUUUUUUAUACAGAGUUUUGACAACUAGAUUGCGAUCUAAGAAAAAGAUUGUUAUAAAUGUUGCUUCUAGUGGUAUUGCUUCUCUGUUGUUACCGGGUGGUAAGACGGCGCAUUCUAUGUUCAAUAUUCCUGUUGAGCUGACUGAAGACACUGUUUGCCGGAUUAAGAAGGAUAGUCCAAAAGCUAAGGUAUUUCGAUUGGCCGAUUUGAUUAUUUGGGAUGAGGCCCCGAUGACUAAUAAAUUAGCAUUUGAAGCGCUCGAUAGGACGUUGCGUGAUAUAAUGGUUUCAGUUUCUGAUAGGAAUAAAGAUUUACCUUUUGGUGGGAAGGUGGUCAUUUUGGGUGGUGAUUUCAAGCAGGUCUUGCUAGUUAUUCCAAAAGGUUCGCGUGCUAAGAUUGUGAUGGCUUCCAUAAAUUCUUCUGUCAUUUGGAAAUAUUGCGAAGUUUUGCGACUGACAAAAAAUAUGAGGUUAGCAAUCGGAUCGGAACAAUCAACUGCUCAAGAGUUAAGGUUGGUUUUAGAUUGGAUACUUCAAAUCGGUGAAGGUCGAUGUGGAACAGUGGUCAACGAUAAACAUUUUGUUGAUAUUCCUUCUGAUAUAAUCAUUCCUGUCUUGGAAAAUCCAAUGGAAGAUAUUAUAAAUACAAUCUAUCCGAAUUUAGUUCAGAAUUUUCGUGAUCCAAGUUUUUUCCAGGAUAGGGCAAUACUCGCUCCGACUGUCGACAAUGUUGAAGAGAUAAACAAUUAUAUAGUUGACUUGUUGCCCGGUGAGGAGAAAAAUUAUCUCAAUGCUGAUUCGAUAUGUGGUAGUGAUGCCUAUUCUGAUGUUGAUGUCGAUUGGAUAACUGUUGAAUUCUUGAAUCAGAUUAGGUGUUCUGGUCUACCUAAUCAUUCGUUGAAGUUGAAAAUAGGCGUGCCUAUUAUUUUGUUGAGGAAUAUUGAUCCGACUGGGGGUUUGUGUAAUGGGGCUUGA